ACAUAUUACCGCGAAGAAAUAUCACACAGUGCAAGAGAACAAAUGGCAGUAUUUGGCAACUUUAUUUAGUCAUGAAUUUAUAGAAAGCAAAUACGAUUCUUAUGGUAGGCAAAUAAUUGUUGAUGUACCAUUAUGGAAUGGGAACCUAUAUCUUAAUUUUAAAUUCGACAUCACUGCUGACAUAAAAUUUGGCCGAGUUUUUGCCUCUGAAUCACCAAUGGGUAAUGAUUUCGAAAGUAUCUUGGAUGAUGGUAUGUUUUCUGAUGUAGUGAUGAAAUCUGUUGAUGGUACGGAAUAUAAAGUGCACAAGGUUGUUUUGGCAAGUAGAAGUUUGGUGUUAAAAGCACAUUUUGCGCACCAUACAACUGAAUCUGUCCCAAAUGUCAUAGAAUCUCCUUUUGAGGCACAUGUAUUGUUCGAAAUGUUGAAAUUUAUUUAUAGUGAUAAAGCAUCCGGAGUUCAUGAUAUACCUGAAAAAUUAUUGGCUGCGGCUGAAUUUUACCAACUUAGCAGACUUAAAACCUUAUGUGAAGAUGCCUUACACAAGAAGCUUACUGUUGAAAAUGUUCUAGAAACUUUAGAAUUAGCAGAUCUAUAUUCUGCUAAGACAUUGAAACAAUUAAGCUUAGAAUUUAUAAAAUUUUAUCAAUCUGAAAUGUUGAUAACCAAAACAAAGGCAUGGUCUAACAUUAAGUCUAUUGAUUUGAUAAAAACAAUUUAUGAAUAUAUCAUGGUUGAUGAACCGAAUGUCAAAAAAGUUCAGUGUAUGGAGUCACCGCACCACACAGACAUUGUAUAAGUUCUGAAGAGAUUGUAUUGACAAAUAUUUUUUGCACUACCAAGUUAUAUCAAAAAUUCAUAAAAAUGUAGGUACACAUUCUUAUUAAUAAUUUACUAUGUUUGCAUUAUGUUCAUGUGUGCAUGCGGACACGCUGGACUUUAUAUAUACAUAAUAUAUCUAUCCCUGUAUCCGUAGAUAGUUGUAGCUUAAAGGUGGCUUAGGGCUGUGGACUAUGAGGGGUCCAGCUCAGUAAAUCAGUCAGUAGCUCAGUCUUACAAAAACUUACUCUUAUAAACCAUUCUAUUACUCAAAGUGCCAAUCUUAUAGAAAACUAAGCAAUAUUUUUAUAUUAACUGCUAAAAGGCAUUUAAUUUCUCAAAAUUGGUCCCUUUAGAAUUCUUUUUGAUGUCAUUUCUGAUAUACUAGAUACUACUACUACAAAAAAAUCUAUUGGUACCUAUAUAUUUAAUAUAAAAAUAUAUAAUCUAUAUAUUGCUCAAUUUGGUCAACUAAAUAUAUUAAACUAGUGCUAUUGUACUUUAGUGACAUCAAACAAGAACUAUAAGUAGAAACUCUACUUAUAUUCUAAACAUUGAAAUAUCAAAUUUAAAUGUACCUACAAAGUACCUACUUAAUAUAUUUUAUAAUAACAUUAUGUAGGUACUAACUUUAACAUAUUGAUUAAAGUAUGUUCUUACAUAUAAAUUCUAAUAAUUUUUCUGCCACUUCAUAGGGUUUUCAUUUCAACCUUACAUUUUCAUAGGAAAUAUGUUUAGAGAAUAAUUUAAUUUAUGUUUAAAUGUCCCUAGAAAACUGAAGAAUUUUUUGAGUGUGCUGUAUGAAAGUGAUGAAGUUAAGUUAUGUUACAAACUAUGUCUUAGUUUUAUGUGUUAGCAUGUGACUUAGUUUUUAAAGUGGUGAAACAACAAGGAUCUUGGAAGUGAAUUUUGAGUAUUGUUUGUAAAAUAAAAACUGUGACUGAUAGCACAUUAAAUAUAUUAGUGGUGCCCAACUUUUAUUGUUAUUUGAGGUAUAUAUAUUUAUUUUGUUGGAAGUCAUAUGACUCAUAAACAUGUAUAAAAGUG
Leptidea sinapis is the source of this 1866-nucleotide messenger RNA. Its product is annotated as speckle-type POZ protein-like. Gene Ontology annotation, cellular component: cytoplasm. Lineage: Eukaryota; Metazoa; Arthropoda; Insecta; Lepidoptera; Pieridae. The record is from RefSeq and is a predicted model, not a curated record. Gene Ontology annotation, molecular function: ubiquitin protein ligase binding. The transcript has a single exon. Bases 218 to 799 code for a protein of 193 amino acids. Gene Ontology annotation, biological process: proteasome-mediated ubiquitin-dependent protein catabolic process; regulation of proteolysis.